Molecule: messenger RNA, 210 nt
Organism: Scomber scombrus (Atlantic mackerel)
Lineage: Eukaryota; Metazoa; Chordata; Actinopteri; Scombriformes; Scombridae
Product: 3-ketoacyl-CoA thiolase, peroxisomal-like
Biological process (GO): phenylacetate catabolic process; fatty acid beta-oxidation
Cellular component (GO): peroxisome
Molecular function (GO): acetyl-CoA C-acyltransferase activity
Source: RefSeq, a predicted model, not a curated record
GACACGACGCCUGACGAGCUGCUGAGCGCUGUGAUGACAGCUGUGCUCACAGAUGUUGGAUUAUCACCUGACAAGCUGGGAGACGUCUGUGUGGGUAACGUUCUGCAGCCCGGCGCCGGCGCUCUGAUGGUCCGAGUGUCUCACUUCCUCAGCGGGUUUCCAGAGAGCGUCCCCGUCUACACCGUCAACAGGCAGUGCUCCUCCGGCCUG